Salvelinus namaycush (lake trout) is the source of this 1412-nucleotide messenger RNA. Its product is annotated as solute carrier family 25 member 36-A-like. Gene Ontology annotation, cellular component: mitochondrion. The record is from RefSeq and is a predicted model, not a curated record. The coding region runs from base 341 to 1279 and encodes 312 amino acids. Gene Ontology annotation, molecular function: pyrimidine nucleotide transmembrane transporter activity. The transcript has 7 exons. Lineage: Eukaryota; Metazoa; Chordata; Actinopteri; Salmoniformes; Salmonidae. Gene Ontology annotation, biological process: pyrimidine nucleotide import into mitochondrion.
AGAACAGAUUAGAGAUGCGAGCGAGGGUGACUGUAGCAAAUACCGAUGGAUAGAACUGAGAAUACACAGACAAUGUUAAUUUAGAAUUCUUCAUGUUUUGUAGUUUAACGUCAUAGGAAUUCAAAUCAAAUCUGUCCGUUCAAAGAGGGGGAUUGUGCGAAACAGAAGGGUUUGUGUGACGUUAGAUGACUAGCUAACGUUGGGCAACGGCAAUCAAAUCAGUUUUACUGAUUUUUAUAACCGACGUCGCUGAUAUUACGAAGUGCGCAUAUCGUCAUACAACCCGGUCUUCCUCAUUGACGCAGUCCGAAGAGUGUGCUGGUUCGGAGAAUGCUAAAGAAUGAGUCAAAGGGAUACCUUGAUUCAUUUGUUUGCCGGAGGGUGUGGGGGAACAGUGGGUGCUAUUCUGACUUGUCCACUGGAAGUGGUAAAGACCAGACUACAGUCCUCUCAUGUCACCUUCUACAUCUCUGAGGUGCAGCUCAGCACUGUCAACGGGGCCAGUGUGGCUCGCAUGGCCCCCCCGGGACCCCUCCACUGCCUCAAGUUGAUACUGGAGAAGGAGGGACCGCGCUCGCUGUUCAGAGGCCUUGGGCCCAACCUGGUGGGUGUGGCUCCUUCCAGAGCCAUCUACUUUGCAUCCUACUCCACUGCCAAAGAGAAGCUGAACGGCGUGUUUGAGCCCGACUCAACGCAGGUCCAUAUGGUGUCUGCAGGCCUAGCAGGGUUCACUGCUAUCACGGUGACCAAUCCCAUCUGGUUGAUCAAGACCCGGUUGCAGCUGGAUGCCAGGAACCGUGGCGAGAGGCGCAUGAAUGCGUUUGAGUGUGUGCGGCGGGUCUACCAGACGGAGGGCUGGCGAGGCUUCUAUCGGGGUAUGUCUGCCUCGUAUGCCGGCAUCUCCGAGACAGUCAUCCAUUUUGUCAUCUAUGAGAGCAUCAAGCGCAAGCUGGUGGAGUCCAGGGCCCAGGCCAGCAUGGAUCAGGACGAGGACGAGUCGGUGAGGGAUGCCUCAGACUUUGUGGGCAUGAUGCUGGCCGCCGCCACCUCCAAGACCUGUGCCACGUCUAUCGCCUACCCCCAUGAGGUGAUCCGCACCCGGCUACGAGAGGAGGGCAGCAAGUACCGCUCCUUCUUCCAGACAUUACUGACAGUACCUAAGGAGGAGGGCUACCGCGCCCUGUACCGCGGUCUCACCACCCAUCUGGUCCGCCAGAUCCCCAACACCGCCAUCAUGAUGUCCACCUACGAGAUGGUGGUCUACCUGCUACAACGCUAGCCCCUCCCUGUCUGGAGAGAAAGUAGGAAGUGACUGACUUGGUUGGACAUAUUUAAGAUGGAGACCAAAGGAACACUGAUAUGGACCAGAACCAAGAAGAAAGAACAGGAGCCCCCCCCCCCCCCCCCCCUAC